This is a messenger RNA of Pantherophis guttatus, 7031 nucleotides long. It is a transcript of the gene INF2, whose product is annotated as inverted formin 2. Gene Ontology annotation, molecular function: small GTPase binding; actin binding. Gene Ontology annotation, biological process: actin cytoskeleton organization. The record is from RefSeq and is a predicted model, not a curated record. NCBI's taxonomy places the organism in Eukaryota, Metazoa, Chordata, Lepidosauria, Squamata, Colubridae.
GCCUUCUCCUUCGGGGUUGGGAAGAGCAGGCAGGCAGGCAGGCGCGGUCGGGAGCGUCUCUGUCCUGAGCAGCCCGCGCCCGUCUCUGCUAAACCGAUCGGGUUUCUUUUCCGCCUCUGUCCUCGGAGCCAAAGGGAGAGGUUUGCCCACGAAGGGAUGCCUGUCUGGUGAGCCGGGACUGGAAGCGGCGGGCCGUGGAGAAAAAAGAAGGAGCGAAGGUUGGGAAAAAAAAGAAGAGAAGCGCCGGGAGCAACCUGCCAAAAUGUCUAGCAAGAAAGAGAAUGUGCACAAGAAAUGGAGCGUCUUGAAAGAAAGGCUGGGGUCCCAGGAUUCGGAUCAAACAGAAGCCAAUCUGGAAAACGCAGAGCCAGAGCUCUGCAUUCGUCUCUUGCAGAUCCCUUCGGUGGUGAAUUACUCAGGGCUCAAGAAACGGCUGGAAAGUAGUGAUGACAGCUGGAUGGUCCAGUUUUUGGAACUCUGUGGACUGGAUCUUCUGUUAGAAGCCCUAGACAGGCUGUCGGGGAGAGGAGUUUCUAGGAUCUCGGAUGCCCUCCUGCAGCUGACAUGCAUCAACUGUGUACGGGCAGUAAUGAACUCUCAGAAGGGCAUUGAAUAUAUCGUGAGCAAUGAAGGUUACGUCAGGAAACUCUCUCAAGCACUGGACACUUCAAAUAUCAUGGUCAAAAAGCAAGUGUUUGAACUCCUGGCUGCUCUCUGCAUUUAUUCAUUUGAUGGCCAUGUACUGGCUUUGGAUGCUUUAGACCAUUACAAGACUGUGAAAAACCAGCAGUAUCGGUUCAGCGUCAUUAUGAAUGAGCUCUCGGUCACAGAUAAUGUGCCCUACAUGAUAACGCUCUUGAGUGCCAUCAAUGCAGUUAUAUUGGGAACAGAGGAACUGAGAGGGAGGAUGCAGCUCCGGAAUGAAUUCAUUGGUCUUCAGUUCUUGGAUAUUCUAAGCAAACUGCGAGACAUAGAAGAUGAGGACUUGCUUAUCCAGUGUGAGACAUUUGAGGAGGCUAAGACUGAAGAUGAUGAAGAGUUACUGAGAAUAUGUGAUGGCAUUGACAUGAACAGUCAUCAAGAUGUAUUCUCGUCUCUGUUCAACAAAGUGAGUAGCUCACCAGUCUCCGUUCAAUUGCUGUCCAUUCUCCAAAGCCUCUUGCAUCUCGAACCUUCUCAUCGCUCCAGCCUAUUGCUCUGGGAAUCCUUAGAAAUUUUAGUAAGCAGAGCCAUCUUGCUUGCUAAUGACAUACAAGAUAAUAGUGUGGAAGAAGUAAUGGACAGAUUGUUGUCUGUCAAGAAACACCGCAAGAAAAGAGAUUUAGGUUCCAGAAGAGCAGCUAAGAAGGUGAACGAAAGCACUCAGACCAAUGAAGAUUUGGGGCAAUGCCCAAACAUCACCCAGAGCUCUCCUCCAAGAACUUGCUCUUCCAAUACUCCACUUAAUGUAGAGCCACACGAUGUGUCUAAGAUGGCAUCCUCCUGCUUUUCAGUCAGUUCAGCUUCACCAGAAUGGAAUCUGUCUUCAGCUGCUCCAGUGCCACCUUCUCCUCCUCCCCCUUCCCUCCCAGGAACAUCAGACAUGUUGCCACAACAGCCAUCUCCUCUACCUGGGAUACAAAUGCCAGCAUCAGUUCCCACGUUGAAUGAUGUAGCAACAAUUCCACCCCCUCCUCCUCUGCCUGGGAUAACCGGCAUUCUUCUCCCUCCCCCACUGCCCAGUUUGACAGGGAUCCCUCCACCUCCACCUCUUCCCAUUAUGAUAGGGGCCCAUUCCCUACUUCAAAAUUCAGCCAUGCCACCACCACCUCCCCCACUGCCAGGUGUGGUAGAAAUCCCUCCCCCUCCUCCGCUGCCUGGCAUGGUAGGAAUCCCUCCCCCUCCCCCGCUGCCUGGCAUGGUAGGGAUCCCUCCCCCUCCCCCACUGCCUGGCAUGGUAGGGAUUCCUCCCCCUCCCCCUCUUCCUGGUGCUGCAGGAAUGCCACCUCCACCCCCCCCACUCCCAGGCAUGCCACCUCCUCCUCCCCCACUGCCUGGGAUGGAAGGGCUACCACCCCCUCCCCCACUGCCAGGCAUCCCACCUCCUCCACCUCUGGGAUUCAAUGUUGAGGAAAUUGUCCCUGCAUGGGCCAACACUCUUAGCUAUGCCGCACCACCCCCUAAAAGAAGGAAGAUGCCAACACUAAGGAUGAAGAAGCUGAAUUGGCAGAAGCUCCCCUCCAAUGUGGUGAGAGAGAGUCACUCCAUGUGGGCAUCAGCAACAAGAACGAGUGAAGAAUAUAUUGAGCCGGAUUACUCUAAAAUAGAACAGUUGUUUUGCUUUCCACAAACCAAGCCCAAAUCAAAGGAAGUUGCACCAGUGAGGACAGAACCAAAAGAGAUUACAUUUCUAGAUUCCAAAAAGAGUCUUAAUUUGAACAUAUUUUUGAAGCAAUUUAAGUGCACAAAUGAGGAGGUGGUUAAAAUGAUUCAGGAAGGUGACAGAACAAAGUUUGAUGUUGAAGUGCUAAAGCAGCUUCUUAAACUCCUACCGGAAAAACAUGAAAUAGAAAAUUUGAAAGCUUUCAAAGAAGAAAAGGAAAAAUUAGCAAAUGCAGAUCAGUUCUAUCUUCUACUCCUUGGAGUUCCUAGCUACCAAUUGAGGAUUGAAUGUAUGCUGAUGUGCGAAGAGACUGCUGUUCUGCUGGAGAUGUUGCAGCCCAAAGCAGAAACAAUAAGGAGGGCCUGUGAAGAUCUCCUCUCAAGCCAGCGGUUGCCCGUUUUCUGUCAAUUGAUCCUCAACGUUGGAAAUUUCCUGAACUAUGGAAGUCACACAGGAGAUGCCGAUGGCUUUAAAAUUGGUACUUUGCUCAAGUUAACAGAAACUAAAGCAAACCAGACUCGCAUUACACUGCUCCACCAUAUAUUAGAGGAAGUGGAAAAAAAUCACACCGAUUUGCUUCAACUUCCCAAAGAUCUUGAAUGUGUUUCAAAGGCAGCUGGAAUCAAUCUAGACGUGAUUCAUUCUGAAUCCAGCUCCAAUAUAAAGAAAUUGCUGGAACUUGAACGGAAGCUAUCAUCGUCAACAGAAGAAGUGAAGGCCCAAUAUGGAACAGCCAUUCAGGAAAGCUUAACUGCUAACAGAAAGCUGGAGGAUGAGUUUGAACUCGUUGAAACUAAGAGAACAGAACUUGCCAACUAUCUCUGUGAAGAUCCGAACAAAUUGUCUUUGGAGGAGAUAUUUAACACCAUGAAAACCUUCCGUGAUCUCUACAUCAAAGCACUAAAGGAAAACAAGGACCGAAAGGAACAAGCAGCCAAAGCUGAGAAAAGGAAGAAACAGUUGGAAGAAGAAGAAGCUAAGAGGCCGAAAGGGGAAGAUGGGAAAACCAUUAAGAAAGGAGCUGUCAAACAAGAGGAGGUGUGUGUUAUUGAUGCUUUGCUGGCUGACAUAAGGAAGGGAUUCCAGCUACGAAAAACAACCAGGAACAAAAAUGGCACAGACACUCCCAUGAAAACCACACCUCAGAGAGGAAAAGUGAUUGACCAAAGCGUUCAGGAUGUGAAAGACCCAAAGCAAGAAGAUGAUUCAAGGACGCAAAAUAAUUUCCAGGACCAAGUAGAAAAUGCAAAGCCUUCAGAAGGGGCUACGACAAAUGAGAAAUCUGAGAUGGCUACUGACUCAUUGAAUUUACAGAAGCCGCCUGAUGCUGUUGGGAAUGGCAUCUCUUCUCCAGCCCAGACAGAUCCCGAAAAGGCCUCAUUACAUUCUUUUGUUUUGGAGGAAAAUAGAGAAGCCCCGAAUGGAACAAAUUUGCAAGAGGAAACUGACUCCUGUUCCUUUCACGAUGCCAAUGACCAUGAUUUAGUGUUGUCUCAUUCCAUUUCUUUUGUAGAGUUUACAAGUGGUAACUCGGGACAUUCAACCAGCUUGAAUAUUAAAGCCGAUGAGGUUGACUCAGGGGACCCAGCUAGGAGAACUGAACCUGAUGGCUCAUGGAACCAUUUAAAUUCAAAUGACCAGGUAAACAGUAUUGAUAGAAAUGAUGACACAGGAGAAAAAAUAUCUGAAAACACAAAACAGCUCACACCCUCUCAAGAAAUGGCCCUUGAAACUUUGGCCCUGCCAGAAGCAUCUAAAGUCAAUGAAGACCGUUCCUCAGACUCCUUGUUCGACACGUCCCAGGAUAAAUCCUUCUCAGAAGAACCGGUAACUGAUUCUUCAUAUUCAGCAACAGUACCUUCAGAACAAGCCCAAGCUGGAAAAGAUGGCCAAAGAAGUUCAUCAAAACGCAAGAAGAAAAAGAGGCACAGCAAAGGCCAUUCAAUGGUUGACACUGAUUUAAAAGCGAUGGUUGAUACUGGAGAUAAAAAAACAAAAAGAGUUUGUGAGAUACAGUGAGGUGGUGCAGCAAGACAGAAAAAAUAAAAAGCAUGCUAUUCAGUGGCGUCAGCUAUUGAAAGAAGCCAUAGUAAUAGGGUGCAGUUAAUUUUCGUCUGGAGGUACUUGAUAGGGAGUAAUUAAUACUCAAAUAUAUGUUAUAUCCAGACUUGAAAGCACCCUUAGCCUGUGCCUUAUACAAAAUUCUUAUCCCAAAAUAAUUUUCUGCUGCUUUGGGGCCAUGGAGUCAACUCCCGAUGGACAAAAUUGUUCGGCAUAAGGUAAAGGAGAUAUGAUCUAAGACAGAGCUGGAACAAGUUGAAGCUAACACAGUCAUCUUUUGAAUUUAACACAAAAAAUAUUGAAAGUUUUAUGGCACCAAUCUCACGUUUAGAUAAUGUGUCAGCUUAGGAAAUAAUGAUCCAACAAGGACUGAUUUUGCAAAGAUCUGUGUUUGAGUUAACAACAUCCUUCAAUUUGAUUGUGCUAUACUUUACACCAGGUUGAAGCAAACAAUUUUUGUGAUACUAUCAGAUACAUAUCGCAUUCCUGUUUUUACACAAGACUUGUUACUCCAAGGAUUAGACAAAAGAGAUUUGUUUUAAAGAAAAUUAGUAAUUAUUCUGAUACCAUCCGUGUAGUUGACUGCCACCUAGUGGCAAAGGUAUGCAAUUACUGUCCAUAUGAACACACGAAUUAAUCUACAUGUUUAUCCCAUCCUCUUUCUCACUACACGCACUGCGACACUUCUGUUCAAGAAAACUUCUUCCCAAAGUAAUGUUAUUAUUAAUGCAAUCAAUUUACACUUUUUUGUGAUGGUGAUAGUAAAUGUGUUUGGGGCUAGGGAUUAUCUUUUUCUUGUUGCCUAUGUAUAACAUUAAUGGAAAUAUUUUAGCAUUAAUAUUGGGAAUGUGAUUCCCUUUUAUCGUAAAAAAAAUUACUAAAGUAAUUUUUCGUAGUUUAUAAAUACUAUUGAGAGAAUUGCAGAUUUGUAAAUAUCUGUUCCCUUUUGUAUAUUCACUUAUAUGAGACUGAAAGUGUAGAAAUUACUUUAUAAGCUGAAUUUAGCCAUUAUAAUUUGGAAAGAAGAUAUUGAUUGAGAUAUAUCCUGCUGAAAUAAAACUAAUGCUGUGUUAUAGUGGGCUUUGCAAAGCUAACUUUGAUUUCCUCUCCAAAUCUGUUGGGACAGUCUUCUCAAGGUCUCCCCAUGAAUGCUUUUGCCUAUGUGGGCUAGAAUAAUGGGGAAUUAUGAACUCCUGAAAUCCAGAAAAUGCCAGGUUUAAAAAAAGCAAGCAUGGGUAUUUGAAACAAGAAGUUAACCUUACCCAUGUUUUAGUUUAUCACAGAAUUUGAACAGAACUCAAGAAUGUAACCAAGCCAGGUGCCUUCAUAGCGGUUUCUUCCAGCCUUGGCAUCUUUAAACUAUGUUGCUGGGGAGUUCUGAGAGUUCAUCCAUAGUUUUUAAAAUUACUAAGAUGGAGAAAAAUUGCUCCAGACAUAUUGCACUACAACACCUUUAAUAGUAGGAAGCAUGGUGACCCAGUGGCUUAAUGAUGCUUGGAGAUGGUCUCAGCUCUGGGAGUUCGAGCCCAAGCAUUGCGCGGCAGGGUGAGCUCCUGUCACUUGCCUCAGCUUUUGUCCACUUAAGAGUUCGAAAGCAUAUUCUAUGCAAGUAGAUAGGUAGGUACCACUUCGGAGGGGAGAUGAGCUUGUGCUCUGUGCAGGAGUCAGAUUCCUAAUGGUUCUGAACCUUUCUGCUUAUAGCACCCAUUUGCAUGGUAGCAAUGGGAAGAGAAAGGGGCCUUGGGUGAUGCUACAGGAAGAGCCCCUCAUCUUUCUCUCUGGUGCAAAGCCAGCUCGCCCUCUUGUGAUGCACCUUGGGAAGCACACAAGCGUGUCCUAUAAUAGGGCUGGUACCUUGGCCGGCCAAACUACUACUCUGCAAUAGCAUUGUGGUUUCCUGGCUACUGUAACAAUGUCAUAUGCUAACAAUAAUAAUACGCUGUAAUAGUAUACUACAGUGGCUCUCAACCUGUGGUCCACCGACUCCUGGGGGGGCAGCGAUGUCAUCAUAGGGGUUCCGCAAAGGCUUGAAGAAAUUUUAUGAUUUAAAUCUUAAGUCUUGGUAAUCCGUGGCCAUGGUCUGUGGCCGCAAAAGGUAUUUAAAGGGGUCCAUGGUGAAGAAAAGGUUGAGAACCACUGGUAUAGUACAUCUAGAGGACAUCAGGUUGAGGGAGGCUGCUGCAAUUUGUGGAGAUGAUUAUGAGAGCAAUUUCUGAACACUGGAUACUACCUUCCUCCAGUCAUAUGAAAUUACAUAAUAGAGCAUGUAUCACUGUACAUAGAAGCAGUGAGUUCCAAGGUGUCACAAAAUGAUAAAUUAAGGAGACUGGGCUCCUACAGUUGAGUCUUCUUACUUCUGCAUGCUGUUGUAGUCAUCAAAUUUUCCAUUUUUUAAUGGAAUUGUUUUUCCCCGCCAACCCAAGUCAACAAUAGUAAGAAGUAUUUGUCAUCAUUUUGUUACAAUGAAAAUCUACAAUAAGAUUAUGUAGGACCUCCUGAUGGUUCUAAGGCAUAACAUCUCCAACUUUGUGUUUAUAUUUAUGUGUGUAUUUGCUUAGGUCACAUACACUUGGCACAAUAAACUUGCUUUCAUUUAACAAGUUUACAA